AAGGGCCUGUGGUCACCAAGGGUGCCUCCAGGGGACAGCGACCAGGCGGCUGAGGAAAGGGGAAGAGGCAGGGAGCCCAAUAUCUGGUCAAGGAUCAACAUUUUGGGGGAUGAAGUUGUUGCUGCCUCUCUGGAAGCGACUGGAGCGCGAGCAGAUUCCCCAGUCAGAGCCAGCGUAGUAAACACACUUCAGAAACGUGAGGUGCCGGGGGUCACGUGGGGAGUGCACCCUCCAAUGAGGAGCCGGGGGCGGAGCCGAGGCCGCUGACGCGGCGGUCGAGGCGGUGGAGUCACCCGGGCAGCCUCGGGACCGGUCACCGGCCGGGAACCGUCCAGCGGCCCCGACCACCGCCUCGGUCCUCCGUGGUCGCUCUCGGGCCGAGAGGCAGCGCCGCCAGCCGAGGCUGAAUCGUCUCCCGACCCUCUGCGGGGCUCAGCUGAGGCGGGCCGUUUUCUACGCACGGGCCGCCUUGGUGGGGCGAGGUUUCCGUGACGAACCUCCUGGGGCUGCCCGUGCCAGCUCGGGCCGUCGUGGCGGCUCGAGCUCCUGGAGUUGGCUGGCGCUCCGGGGGUCCCAGGCCCUCGAAGUUUUGCGUCUCCUCCGGGCGAUGGCAGCGGGCGCCGGCUCCUAAAGGGCGUCACACGGGGACUCCGCCGUCCGGGCAACCUCCAUUCAUCUUCCAGCUGCGCCUCCAGCGCCCUCGCCUUCUCGCGUCCCCUCCUCGGAUUCCUUUUAUCCUGACCCCGCUCUGCCGCCCUUUCCUCACUCCUUGGGUGCGGCGGUUCUCCUGGAAGCGCCGGUGUCGGUUAUGAGCCGGACCCUCCUGCUUUGAAUUGCUGCGUUGGAGGAAGUCGGUGGUGACCCGCCUGCCCCGGGCAUGGGGGUGAACGCCGUGCACUGGUUCCGAAAGGGGCUCCGGCUCCACGACAACCCCGCCCUGAAGGAGUGCAUCCAGGGCGCGGACACCAUCCGCUGCGUCUACAUCCUCGACCCCUGGUUCGCGGGCUCCUCCAAUGUGGGCAUCAACAGGUGGCGAUUUUUGCUUCAAUGUCUUGAGGAUCUUGAUGCCAAUCUACGAAAAUUAAAUUCUCGUCUAUUUGUGAUUCGUGGACAACCAGCAGAUGUGUUUCCCAGGCUUUUCAAGGAAUGGAACAUUACUAAACUUUCAAUUGAGUAUGAUUCUGAGCCCUUUGGAAAGGAACGAGAUGCAGCUAUAAAGAAACUGGCUACUGAAGCUGGAGUAGAAGUCAUUGUACGAAUUUCACACACAUUAUAUGACCUAGACAAGAUUAUAGAACUCAAUGGUGGACAACCGCCUCUAACUUAUAAAAGAUUUCAGACUCUCAUCAGCAAAAUGGAACCACUGGAGAUACCAGUAGAGACAAUUACUUCAGAAGUGAUAGAAAAGUGCACAACUCCUCUGUCCGAUGACCAUGAUGAGAAAUACGGUGUUCCUUCACUGGAAGAGCUAGGUUUUGAUACAGAUGGCUUAUCCUCUGCAGUGUGGCCAGGUGGAGAAACUGAAGCACUUACACGUUUGGAAAGGCAUUUAGAAAGAAAAGCUUGGGUGGCAAACUUUGAAAGACCUCGAAUGAAUGCAAAUUCCUUACUUGCUAGCCCUACUGGACUCAGUCCUUAUCUCCGAUUUGGCUGUUUGUCAUGUCGACUCUUUUACUUCAAACUAACUGACCUCUACAAAAAGGUAAAGAAGAACAGUUCUCCUCCCCUUUCUCUUUAUGGGCAACUGCUAUGGCGUGAGUUUUUCUAUACAGCAGCAACAAAUAAUCCACGCUUUGAUAAAAUGGAAGGAAACCCCAUCUGUGUUCAGAUUCCUUGGGAUAAGAAUCCUGAGGCUUUAGCCAAAUGGGCAGAAGGCCGGACAGGCUUUCCGUGGAUUGACGCGAUCAUGACACAGCUUCGUCAGGAGGGUUGGAUUCACCAUUUGGCCAGACAUGCGGUUGCUUGCUUCCUCACACGAGGUGACCUAUGGAUAAGCUGGGAAGAAGGAAUGAAGGUAUUUGAAGAAUUACUGCUUGAUGCAGACUGGAGCAUAAAUGCUGGAAGCUGGAUGUGGCUGUCUUGUAGUUCCUUUUUCCAACAGUUUUUUCACUGCUAUUGCCCUGUUGGUUUUGGUAGAAGAACAGAUCCCAAUGGAGACUACAUCAGGCGUUAUUUACCUGUCCUAAGAGGCUUUCCUGCAAAAUAUAUCUAUGAUCCCUGGAAUGCACCAGAAGGUAUUCAGAAGGUAGCCAAAUGUUUGAUUGGAGUUAAUUAUCCCAAACCAAUGGUGAACCAUGCCGAGGCAAGCCGUUUGAAUAUUGAAAGGAUGAAACAGAUCUAUCAGCAGCUCUCACGAUAUAGAGGACUAGGGCUUCUUGCUUCCGUACCUUCUAAUCCUAAUGGGAAUGGAGGUCUCAUGGGGUAUGCACCUGGAGAAAAUAUCCCAGGUUGUAGCAGCAGUGGAAGUUGUACUCAAGGGAGUAGUAUUUUACAUAAUGCUCAUGGAGACAGUCAGCAAACUCACCUGUUAAAGCAAGGAAGAAGCUCCAUGGGCACUGGUCUCAGCAGUGGGAAACGUCCUAGUCAGGAAGAGGACACACAGAGUAUUGGUCCUAAAGUCCAGAGACAGAGCACUAAUUAGAUAACAUUCAGGAAGAAUAUGGUUGCAGCUGAAAUUGCUGGGAAAUUCAGUACUUUUCAAUUAAAUUAUUUAAAAAGUUCUUCAUUGAUGGAAAGCAGUUACAUUUUGAGUGCAUUAUUUCUAAUGAUAUUUCUGUGUUUUUUAACUUUUUGAUGAAUUUCACAUAGGGCAGGUGGUAAUUUGUAUAUAAAGAACUUGGUAAAAGAAUUUGCUUAAUGUAAAUAUAAAUAGUCACAAUUAGUAUAGACCCAUCAAUAUAUUUUUGAUAAUCUUUCAUGUAUGGUAAAAGUUUAAGUUGCAAAUUGAUAUUCUGAUAUACAACUCAAAGUUUUGAGAAUCAAUGUGAGAAAACAGGUUUUUAGACUUUCUUAAAAUGCUUUGUUAAAAUUUUAGGACAAAAUUUUUUUGACAUUAUUGUUUGACUUUGCACUCUUUCAUAAUAAUGUUUUAGAAAAUAUGCAUAAUCAAAAUUAAUAUGUGUAGUCUCUGUUAACACAGAAAAUAUAUGUCUUAAAGCUUCACGUAUGCCUGUUUUGACCCAAAUUUGUAGAAGAAUCAUGUGUUGUCUCUCUGUCUUUGUUCAUUUACAGCUAAAGUGACUUUGUUAUUAAAGUAUAUG
Messenger RNA from Urocitellus parryii (Arctic ground squirrel), 3260 nucleotides. It is a transcript of the gene Cry1, whose product is annotated as cryptochrome circadian regulator 1. Gene Ontology annotation, cellular component: cytoplasm; nucleus. Gene Ontology annotation, biological process: entrainment of circadian clock by photoperiod; negative regulation of DNA-templated transcription; circadian regulation of gene expression. NCBI's taxonomy places the organism in Eukaryota, Metazoa, Chordata, Mammalia, Rodentia, Sciuridae. The record is from RefSeq and is a predicted model, not a curated record. Gene Ontology annotation, molecular function: DNA binding; FAD binding.